AUGCCUGCCAUGUCCUCUAUAGUCAUGUCUCAGAAACGCCAGGCGAGGGAGUCGAACAGCGGACCGGGUCUUCUAACUUCGAACCGUCGCCCAGGCCCCAGCAAAACCCCGCUCUCAUGCGAGAGGCAUUUCUUGGGGGCUCUCAGCAAAGUCCGGUUUUUUGCAGGCGGCAAGAAGACGACCCGGCGCAGGCUAGAGCCGCAGCUGAAAGGCAUCGUGACACGACUGUUCAGCCAGCAGGGCUUCUACCUGCAGAUGCAGCCGGAUGGAACCAUUGACGGCAGCAAGGACGAGAACAGCGACAACACCCUGUUUAAUCUUAUUCCUGUGGGUCUGAGAGUGGUGGCCAUCCAGGGAGUGAAGAGUGGCUUCUACAUUGGUAUGAAUGGCGAGGGCAUGCUCUACAGCUCGGAGAUGUUCACGCCGGAGUGCAAGUUCAAGGAGUCUGUUUUUGAGAACUACUAUGUGAUCUACUCGUCCACUGUGUACCGGCAGCAGGAGUCGGGCCGGGCCUGGUUCCUCGGACUUACCAAGGAGGGACAAGUCAUGAAGGGCAACCGGGUCAAGAAGACUAAGCCCUCGUCACACUUUGUGCCCAGGCCAAUCGAAGUUUGUAUGUACAGGGAGCCGUCACUGCAUGAGAUAGAGGACAAGCACCGCUCCAGGAAGAGCUCAGGGACUCCCACCAUGAACGGAGGGAAAGCUGUCAAUCAGGACUCCACAUAG
Morone saxatilis (striped sea-bass) is the source of this 726-nucleotide messenger RNA. RefSeq names its product fibroblast growth factor 12a (gene fgf12a). Gene Ontology annotation, molecular function: fibroblast growth factor receptor binding; growth factor activity. Gene Ontology annotation, biological process: positive regulation of gene expression; fibroblast growth factor receptor signaling pathway; positive regulation of protein phosphorylation. The record is from RefSeq and is a predicted model, not a curated record. Gene Ontology annotation, cellular component: cytoplasm. Lineage: Eukaryota; Metazoa; Chordata; Actinopteri; Moronidae.